ACAGAUUGGGAGGCUGCUGAGAAAAUUAAUAGCAGAGUCAAAGUUCCAUACAAAAAACAAAGAUAGAUGGAUAGAUAGAUAGAUAAACACGCAAAACCAGAAGCUCUUCUUCCUCUCUCCUCUCUUCUCCAAAUGGACUCCGCAUUAUCCACUUCUACCACUCUCUUCGCCGUCUCCAAAGCCCUAAACCGCCGCCUCUCAACCUCCACCGCCAUUCAAUGCCUUCCGGCGAAGCUCCUUUCCCGCCGCCUCAGCUACAUUUGCGGCUUCUACGGUGGUCUUAAUGGCGGCGCCGCUCGCUUGGCUUCGUUCUCUUCUUCUUCGCCGUCACUGUCGUCAUCGUCUCUCAAAACCUUGUGUGCUGUUGAGGCUUCGUUACGGCGUCGUCUCCAGUGCGUUUCCAGCUCUUCUGCUGCUUCUUUUGCUUCUGGUGGUGGAAAUGGAGGGUUUGGUGGGGAGAGUGGCGGCGGAGAUGGUGGUGGUGGGGGCGGUAAGAGUGGAUCCGAUAGUGGUAGUGGUGAGUCGAAUUUGGUGGGUGGUGCUGGGGAUGAGGCUUCGGCUCGUUCCUCGGAGGUCAUAAUUCUUGAUGUUGGAGGAAUGACAUGCGGUGGAUGUGCAGCCAGUGUGAAGAGAAUUCUAGAAAGCCAACCACAAGUGUCAUCAGCUACAGUAAAUCUCACAACAGAAACUGCAAUCGUGUGGCCUUUGUCUGAAGCCAAGGUUGUACCAAACUGGCAUCAACAAUUAGGAGAAACACUUGCAAAACAUUUGACAAGUUGUGGAUUCAAGUCUAGCCUUCGAGAUUCAGGGGGAGAAAAUUUUCGUAAACUUUUCCAAAGGAAAAUGGAAGAAAAGCACAAUCGCCUUAAAGAAAGUGGUCGUGAGCUUGCUUUCUCUUGGGCUUUAUGUGCUGUCUGCCUGUUAGGUCACCUUUCUCAUUUUUUUGGAGCCAAGGCUGCAUGGCUCCAUGCAUUUCAUUCCACAGGAUUUCAUAUAUCCUUGUCUUUGUUUACAUUGCUUGGUCCUGGAAGGCAUCUUAUCCAUGAUGGUAUGAAGAGCCUUUUCAGAGGGACUCCAAAUAUGAAUACUUUGGUUGGUCUUGGGGCUUUGUCAUCGUUUACUGUUAGUUCAUUGGCUGCCUUUAUCCCUAAACUGGGUUGGAAGACCUUUUUUGAGGAACCAAUUAUGUUGAUAGCAUUCGUCUUGUUAGGGAGGAAUCUUGAGCAGAGAGCGAAAAUUAAAGCAACCAGUGAUAUGACAGGACUUCUCAGUAUUUUACCAUCAAAAGCUCGUCUUCUGUUGAAUAAUGAUGGAAAAGAAGUAGACUCAACAGUUGAAGUUCCAUGUAACAGUCUCCAAAUUGGCGACCAAAUUGUUGUACUACCUGGUGACCGUGUUCCAGUUGAUGGAAUUGUCAGAGCUGGCAGAAGCACCGUCGACGAGUCAAGUUUCACUGGGGAGCCAUUACCAGCGACUAAACUACCUGGGAGCCAAGUUGAAGCUGGAAGCAUAAAUCUUAAUGGGACACUUACUGUUGAAGUGCGGAGACCAGGUGGAGAGAGUGCAAUGGGAGACAUCAUUCGUUUGGUGGAGGAAGCACAAAGUAGGGAAGCUCCUGUACAGCGCCUGGCUGACAAGGUCUCUGGGCACUUCACUUAUGGAGUUAUGGCACUCUCUGCUGCUACGUUUUUGUUCUGGAGUUUAUUUGGUUCACGUAUUCUACCUGCUGCCUUGUGUCAAGGAAGUUCAGUUUCAUUGGCACUGCAGCUUUCUUGCAGUGUUCUGGUUGUUGCUUGUCCCUGUGCACUUGGCUUAGCCACACCUACGGCUAUGCUGGUGGGAACAUCACUGGGAGCAACAAGAGGACUGCUUUUGCGUGGUGGAAAUAUUUUGGAGAAGUUUUCGAUGGUGAACACUAUUGUGUUUGACAAAACAGGGACGUUGACAAUUGGUAGACCUGUUGUCACAAAGGUUGUGACCCCAAAAUAUUUGGGCGGAAACAAGACAAAUCUUAAUUGGUCAGAAGUUGACAUUUUAAAGUUAGCUGCUGGUGUAGAAGCAAAUACAGUUCAUCCAAUUGGGAAAGCUAUUGUGGAAGCUGCUCAGGCUAUUAGUUGUCAGAAUGUGAAGGUGGCAGAUGGAACAUUCAUGGAAGAACCUGGGUCUGGUGCUGUUGCAUCCAUUGAUGAAAGAAAGGUUUCUGUUGGGACCCUGGACUGGGUUCAAAGACAUGGAGUCGUUGAAAAUCCCUUUCAAGAAGUGGAGGAUCAUCAGAAUCAAUCUUUCGUCUAUGUUGGAGUUGAUAAUACUCUUGCUGGUCUUAUUUAUUUUGAGGAUCAAAUCAGGGAAGAUGCUGGCCAAGUAGUCAGAUCUUUGUCCAGGCAGGGAAUAAAUGUAUACAUGCUGUCGGGGGACAAAAGAAAUGCAGCUGAGUAUGUAGGAUCUGAAGUUGGUAUUCCAAAAGAGAAGGUUCUAUCUGGUGUUAAACCAGAGGAAAAGAAGAAGUUCAUAUGCAAACUUCAAGAGGAUCAAAAUAUUGUAGCUAUGGUUGGUGAUGGAAUCAAUGAUGCUGCUGCCUUAGCUUCAUCACACAUUGGAAUUGCCAUGGGUGCUGGUGUUGGAGCUGCUAGUGAGGUGUCUUCUGUUGUGUUAAUGGGGAACCGACUCUCACAGUUGCUUGAUGCGUUGGAGUUAAGCAGGCUAACCAUCAAGACAGUGAAGCAAAAUCUAUGGUGGGCUUUUGCAUACAAUAUAGUUGGAAUCCCAAUUGCAGCUGGAAUGUUGCUGCCGAUAACUGGGACCAUACUGACUCCAUCAAUUGCUGGAGCCCUCAUGGGCUUAAGUUCGAUUGGAGUAACCGCAAACUCAUUGUUUCUGAGAUUCAGAUUUGCAUCAAAGCAGAAGCAAAUAUAUGGAUCAUCUGUGGACGCACGAACUUACGUAAAAUCUGAUAUUGAGGACCAAAGAGAGAAAGUAGAGUAUCCGCAUUCUGAUGCUAGAUAAAGGGAGACACCAGGACGGAAAGAAAAAGGAAAAAUGAUGGAUUAUUUGUCUAGUACUGAUUGAGAAGAGCAGCUUGAGGAGUGGAAACUGCAAAAAGAUACUAACAUUAGAGAUUCUAACCUUUUCUAUUUUUUAAUUUUUUGAUAGAAUUUUUCAAAGAUGAGAAGAAAUCAGCAUUUGUUUCAUGAAAAUUAUACUCCACCACUUUAGAGAAAAAAUAUUUUACCAUUGUGAAUAUUUAACAUAGUUUACAAUUGCAUGAAAAAAUGUUAUAAGUUGAUGUAUUCAGUGAGAAAGAUUGUUUUCCUUACUUAA
Ziziphus jujuba (common jujube) is the source of this 3318-nucleotide messenger RNA. Its product is annotated as copper-transporting ATPase PAA1, chloroplastic. NCBI's taxonomy places the organism in Eukaryota, Viridiplantae, Streptophyta, Magnoliopsida, Rosales, Rhamnaceae. The record is from RefSeq and is a predicted model, not a curated record. Gene Ontology annotation, molecular function: copper ion binding; ATP hydrolysis activity; ATP binding. Bases 133 to 3003 code for a protein of 956 amino acids. Gene Ontology annotation, cellular component: membrane. The transcript is spliced from 17 exons. Gene Ontology annotation, biological process: monoatomic cation transport; copper ion homeostasis.